AAAAUCAUAGGUGGGGGAAAUGUCUGUACCAAGAUUCCAAAAAAUAAACUUUGGAGCAUAUGAUAAUUACGUUCCAGUCAGUGAAUUAAGCAAAAAAUCAUGGAAUCAGCAACACUUUGCCCUGGUAUUUCCCAAACCACCAAGGCCAGGAAAAAGAAGGAGAUCAAAACCUUCCCAACUACGAGAAGAUACAGGUCCAAACUAUGAUGCAGAGAAGUUAAGGGGAGAUCGUAAACCACCUUUAUGGAUGCACCGUUCUUUAAUGAGAAUUUCUGAGAGACCAUCUGUUUAUUUAGCUGCCAGGAGUCAGCCUCCCCAGAAAGCAACUCGUUCCUCCAAGGAAGAUUCUAAAACAGCAGCAAAACCUUCAUCUCCGAUGCUUAAGAAAAGUCAAGAAGACAAGGACAAAUCAGAUUCAGAAGCAGAGCCCACAGUUUCAAAGGAAAAAUCCAGGAAACUUUCAAAGAAAGAACCAGAAGCUAAAGAAGAGAAACCAGAUGAAAAGAAAGAUUUAAAAAAAGAGAGAAAAUAUUCAAAGAAGGGUAAGGAAUCAGCGACAGAAUCUGAAGAUGAAAAAGCGGGUGCAGAGAAAGAUUCUAAAAAAGAUAAGAAGGGGUCAAAGAAGGGCAAGGAGUCUCCUUCAGAUUCAGGAGGUGAAAAAGGAGAUGCAAAGAAAGAUUCUAAAAAAGAUAAGAAGGGGUCAAAGAAGGGCAAGGAAUCUCCUUCAGAAUCAGAAGGUGAAAAGGGAGAUGCAAAGAAAGAUGACAAAAAAGAUAAGAAAGGUUCAAAGAAGGGCAAGGAAUCUGCUACAGAAUCAGAAGGUGAAAAAGGAGAUGCAAAGAAAGAUUCCAAAAAAGAUAAAGAUAAGAAAGGUUCAAAGAAGGGCAAGGAGCCUGAUUCAAAGGAAGAAGGUGAAAAAGGAGAUGCAAAGAAAGAUGACAAAAAAGAUAAGAAAGGUUCAAAGAAGGGCAAAGAGUCUGCUACAGAAUCGGAAGGUGAAAAGAAAGAUUCAAAGAAGGAUAAGGAAGGGAAAAAAGAUGCAAAGAAAGCAGGUGAGAAAGGUGAUGAAUCAAAGGAAAAGAAAGAUUCAAAGAAGAAGGAUAGUAAAAAAGAAAAGAAAGAUGAGAAGAAGCCUGGUGAGGCAGAAAGUGAACCAAAGGAUGCAGCCAAGAAGGAUGCCAAGAAGGAUGCCAAGAAGGAUGCCAAGAAGGAUGCCAAGAAAGAUGCCAAGAAAGAUGCCAAAAAGGGAAAGUAG
This is a messenger RNA of Cervus elaphus (red deer), 1255 nucleotides long. RefSeq names its product cylicin 2 (gene CYLC2). Bases 20 to 1255 code for a protein of 411 amino acids. Gene Ontology annotation, molecular function: structural constituent of cytoskeleton. The record is from RefSeq and is a predicted model, not a curated record. Gene Ontology annotation, cellular component: nucleus. The transcript is spliced from 4 exons. NCBI's taxonomy places the organism in Eukaryota, Metazoa, Chordata, Mammalia, Artiodactyla, Cervidae.